Symbiodinium sp. CCMP2592 is the source of this 1650-nucleotide messenger RNA. The record is from the annotation of a GenBank genome assembly. Lineage: Eukaryota; Dinophyceae; Suessiales; Symbiodiniaceae.
AUGGGUGCAGACUCAGCGGAGGAAGAUCCCGGGCUUGCAGCGCCACUCACUCCGCCGCUUCUGGAGGAGGAGCCGCCGGCCGAUGGUGAAGGUCCAACCGGAGAAGGCUCCGCAGAGGGGAAGACCGAGCCUGAGGAGGGCGAUGCCAAGAAAGAAGAUGAGGCGGAGGACUCCGACGACGCCUGGGGUGACUGGACGAAGAAAGGCAAAGAAGAAGACGAGAAGGAGGAGGACGAAGACGAAGAAUGGGGCGAUUGGACCAAAUCAGGUGUGAAGGACGGCAACUCCUCGUCUUCAAAGAAAAAGAAGGAAAAGACCGUCAACCCUUUCACUCUGCUGCUGCAGAAGGGAAAGGGGAAAGGUGGCGACAAUGGCAACAGACAUCAUGUCCGAAGAGACCGUGGGGGUCGAAGAGAUGGGAAGGGCCAGGGACGAAACCUCGCAGCGCAGGCCAGGGCCGAAGCCUUGGCCCGAGAGAGAAUGGCCAUGCAAAGAGUUGCUGCCUUGGGACGCGCGAUGCUGAAUCGGCAUGUGGUGCCUCCCAAGAUGAUGCCGCCACGUCCUCCGCUGCCUUUGAACCUGGGUCCAAGGUUGUUAGCUCCGCCGCCAGCCUUCGCGAUGCGGCCGCCGGGCAUGACAGUUCCUUCACGGCCGUCGUAUCCACCGGCCCAAGCGCCAGGAGCAUCAGGCGUGCCUCCGGGCCACUGGAUGCCCCAGGUCCCACCACCUGCUGUGCCUGUUAGACCAGGGGCGCCUCCGGCGAUACCGCCUCGGCCAGUGUCCGGCCCAACGGCAAGAGCCACUCCCAGCUCAUCUGCUGCGACGCCAGGCUCCAUGCCAGUCACGCCACCCCUGCGGCCGAAGCAGAAGGCGCGUCCGACGCCUAGGGCGACGCUGGCGCGCCCCUCGGUGCCCAAGCCGACGAAGAGGCCUCCUCAGCCGAGCCAAAAGCCGGCUGAGCCGACGAAGCCACCGGACCCCUCGAAGCUGAAGCCGGCGGAGCCCUCGAAGCCACCGACAGCACGUGUUCCGACUCCCGUGGGAAAGCCUGCCACGAAUGGUGUGAAGCGUCCCAGGGAGGAAGGCUUCACGGACGAGCUGGCCGAGUGGCUGCUAAACCUGGAUCGUGGCAAAGGUGUCAUGCUGGAAUACCACGAGGGCAUGGCCCAAAACUGCAGCAGCUGGAAAGAGCUGGUCGACUGGGCUGUGCAAGAUCUCGACACCAAGAAGAUGGUCUUCUCGAAACCGUUCCUAAAGAGCACUGCGCUUAGCAAAACAGGACACAAGAUCAUGUUUGCCUGCGGCUUUCGGAAGCUGAUCAACGAGCUGAAGGAAAAGGAGCAGGAGGAGGAUGAGCAGCAGCCGACGGCCCCGAGCCCAUCGCAGGGUCUAGAUCGCAGGCGCAGUGUCCCUCAGCCGAGCCAGCGCUCAGCAGCGCCGAACGGUCAGCGAGCCCCGCAGACUCCACCGAAGCCGCAGCCGAAGCGAAUGCCUCUUCACCGCCAACUGGCUGGGGCACACAUGCCGGAGGAGACGGCUGAACUGGAAGUGGAGCCGCCGAUGGCAGAGCCGGAGGAGUUUGAGGACGUGGCUUGCGAUCCUCCUGCAGAUUCCGCGGCCGACCGGGUCUGCAAUAUUCACAUCGGUUAA